Neodiprion fabricii is the source of this 3481-nucleotide messenger RNA. It is a transcript of the gene DppIII, whose product is annotated as dipeptidyl peptidase 3. The transcript is spliced from 5 exons. The coding region runs from base 72 to 2489 and encodes 805 amino acids. NCBI's taxonomy places the organism in Eukaryota, Metazoa, Arthropoda, Insecta, Hymenoptera, Diprionidae. Gene Ontology annotation, biological process: proteolysis. Gene Ontology annotation, cellular component: cytoplasm. Gene Ontology annotation, molecular function: dipeptidyl-peptidase activity; metalloexopeptidase activity. The record is from RefSeq and is a predicted model, not a curated record.
CCUUACUUCCGUUAAUUUUCAAUAUUCUCCUCUGUCUAAUUGUUCACAAUAUUUUCUCAAUCAUCAUCAUUAUGUACAAACGAUGCGUGUCGCGAAUGUUGCUGCAGCGUAGAGUAAACAAUAGCUACAUUAGCAGAAAGACAAACACGAGUCGCGCGUACGCCGCGAAAAGUUUAAUGAACAUGGAGAGGUCGUUUGUUACACGCAAAUUCGAGUCAAUAACAGACAUUAAAUGGAGGGUGAAUAACGUGAAAAGAGGUUAUUGUUUUUGCCAAUCUCGUGCUUUCGCAAUGACGUCAGACGACUACUCUCACUUCACGCUUCCCAACAACCAGCCAGUCGUCGCCUUAGAAUGUGAAACUGCCUUCAACGCUUUGACCACCAAAGAGAAACUCUACGCUCACUAUCUCAGCCAGGCUGCCUGGAACGGCGGCCUGAUCGUUCUGAUUCAAACCUCCGUUGAAUCGCCCCUAAUAUUUGCCCUCCUCCACUCGAUCUUUUCCGCCGAGCCGAUAGCAGACCUCAAAAAGUCUGCACUUGCUGCCGGAGUGACCGAAGAUGAAUUUACGGCAUUCCUAGUCUAUGCGGCAGGAUUUUUAUCCAACGCGGGGAACUACAAGUCUUUCGGAGAUAGUAAGAUCGUGCCAAACUUGAAGAAGACAAAGUUUGAGGCUAUCGUCAAGGUCUCCAAGGCUUACUCGCAGAGUUCGCAAGACGUGCAGUCCCUUUGGGAUAAAGUAGAAGCGAGGCUCUACUCGCUCAACGACAGGGCCAAGUCGCUCGGCCUCGGCGACAAAGGGACAACGACCUACUUCUCUGCCAACUGCACGACGGAGGAUGCUGACCUGGUGAACAGGUUCAUGCAGAGCAAGGGAUUGGAGUCGUACAACGCGCGGUGCUUCAAGACGGUGCAACCUGCGACUGACGCUGGCAAAAAGGGCUCCGUAACGUACGAGAUUAGGCUGGCGUCUGUAAUGACUGAGGACGAUCCAAAGAUUACACUGCCCGAAGAGACGUUCGAAGAGUCCAAGUUCAGGGUAACAAGAGGCGACUACAGCAAGCUGCUCAUCCCUGUUGUGGAUAACCUGAGAAAAGCGAAGGAGUACGCGUCCAACGAGACGGAGAAACAAAUGCUGGACAAGUACAUCGGUCACUUCAGUAGCGGUUCGCUGAACGAGCACAAGGACGGAUCAAGAUUUUGGAUCAAGGACAAGGGGCCGGCUAUAGAGACGUACAUCGGGUUCAUAGAGACGUACAGAGACCCUGCAGGCCAGCGGGGUGAGUUCGAAGGUUUUGUAGCGAUGGUGAACAGCGAGAUGUCCCAGAAGUUCACUACGCUCGUCAACAGGGCGGAGGAACUACUGAAAAAGCUACCCUGGGGCCAGGACUUUGAGAAGGAUGAGUUCCUGCGGCCGGACUUUACCAGUUUGGACGUCUUGACUUUCGCCGGGUCAGGCAUUCCCGCCGGUAUAAACAUACCCAACUAUGACGAGAUCCGACAGUCGGAGGGGUUCAAGAACGUCUCGUUGGGAAACGUCAUACCCGCGAACAUGAAGCAGGACGUAAUACCGUUUCUGUCCGACGAGGACCAGGUGCUACUGAACAAGUUCAGGAUCCAGAGCUUCGAGGUGCAGGUCGGACUCCACGAGCUUCUUGGUCACGGCAGUGGGAAGCUCUUCAGAAAGCUGCCCUCCGACAAGUUCAACUUCGAUAUUGAGCGUGUGAAGAAUCCGCUCAAUGGGGAGCCGAUCACAAAGUAUUUCAAUGAGGGUGAAACAUACGAUUCUAAGUUCGGCGCUAUGGGUUCCACCUAUGAGGAGUGCCGGGCCGAAGCUGUUGGCUUGUAUCUCAGCCUGGAGAAGGACAUAAUAAAAAUAUUUGGGUACGAAGGACAGGAUGCGGAUGAUAUAAUAUAUGUAAACUGGCUCAGUCUAUUGUGGAACGGGUGUGCGAAGGCACUCGAGAUGUAUCAGCCGUCGACGAAGAAGUGGCUUCAAGCGCAUUCGCAGGCGCGUUACGUCCUGCUCAGAGUUUGCCUAGAAGCGGGAGAGGGAUUGAUCAACGUUGUGGAAAGCGAGCCGGGCAAGAACCUGAGGAUUGUUUUGGACAGAAGCAAGAUAGCCACGGUCGGAAAGACCGCGAUCGGACAAUUUCUCACAAAGUUACAAGUCUAUAAGAGCACGGGUGACGUUGAAGCAGCUAAAGCCAUGUACGACAAGUAUAGUGAGGUCCCUGAAUCCGGGUUUAAGCCCUGGGCACUUUGGAGAAAAAUUGUUCUUGAUCAUAAACAGCCGAGGAAAAUAUUCGUUCAGUCUAACACAUUUGUGAAUAGUGAUGCUAGCAAACCACUCAGCGGCGUUACGCUGAAAAACUACGAGCCGACGUUUGAUGGGUUGAUAGAGUCUUGGGUUGAUCGUUUCCCGUCUACCGAGGUGACCACGACCCUUCUCGAACUGUGGGCAAAGGACCAGAAAUACUUUUCGGAAUAGGAAAAAGAACGCGGCUGCAAAAUUUGCGUCAAUUCAGGGUGUUGCAUGUGAUGCAGUAGUAUCGAUAAGUACCACUGAUGUAUACACAUUUUUCGACCUUUUUUUUAACGGAUGUGGUUUUUUGGCGUCGAAGAUCUUCCCGGAACUAAAAUUUUUUAUAUUUAAGAAUGUAUGUACAUAACAAAAGUAUUGCACUAAAUAACAAAACAAGAACGGUUGACAUCAAUUGAAGCGAAGACAAAGGGAACAAGAAUAUGGCAAGAAACACUGGCGAAUUCCUACCACUAUUUUUGUUCUACUUACUUACAGAUACAUCAAACACCGCUGAAAAUCAGUCAAUUACAUAUAAAUAGCAAACAGAAACCUACGUAAAUUAUUUGUAUCCGGUAUUGAAGCCUCAGUCGUCAUCGUCAUCUUUCCAAAGCGCUGAAACGUCAAUCACAUCAUUGACGCUGUAUUAAUUGACCUUCGACAUUGAGAAAUCACGCCCGUACCGCUAAUGUCUAAUAAUUAUAAGAAUAACGGCUGCGCGGGUACUGAAAUUCUUCGGGUUGGGUCGGGACAAAUCUAUCAGUUUCAAAGUUGGGUUCCAGAGAUUUUUGGGAUUCUUGAAAAACUGGAAAUCCUCGAAAAGAUCAGGGUUCUCGAAAUCAGUUUUGUGGAAGUUUUCGGUAUUCCUGGAUCUCCCAAUAAAAGAUGAUAUACUUUUUACAGAAAAUAUUGAUGCCAUUUAGAUAUACUAUUUACUAUGAGUAUUUAGUAUCGGUCUAAUUUUAUAAAUAUUAGGUAAUUUGGUUAAAACCUGAUCCGACACUAACCCGUCCCGAACCCGAACUUUUUUUCCCAACAUUUCGGGAAUCCGCACAGCCCCAAUAAGAAUAGUGAUAACAUUAAAUAACAGUAAGUAUAUAAAAUACUUACAAAACAGUUUUAUACAAUAUUGUAUCAAAUGAAAUAUUGAUAACAUUAAUAAUUAUCUCGUUGUAUUUUUA